Talaromyces stipitatus ATCC 10500 is the source of this 1773-nucleotide messenger RNA. RefSeq names its product methylmalonate-semialdehyde dehydrogenase, putative. NCBI's taxonomy places the organism in Eukaryota, Fungi, Ascomycota, Eurotiomycetes, Eurotiales, Trichocomaceae. Gene Ontology annotation, cellular component: mitochondrion. The record is from RefSeq and is a predicted model, not a curated record. Gene Ontology annotation, biological process: thymine catabolic process; L-valine catabolic process. Gene Ontology annotation, molecular function: malonate-semialdehyde dehydrogenase (acetylating, [NAD(P)+]) activity; methylmalonate-semialdehyde dehydrogenase (acylating, NAD+) activity. The coding region runs from base 1 to 1773 and encodes 590 amino acids. The transcript is spliced from 3 exons.
AUGGCCGCUCGUCGUUCUCUGGCCCGGGGUAUUCCCGCUCUCCGCACAGUCUCUCCCCGCACUGGUUUCAGCACCAAAUCUGUCGCUACAGGGACAUGGGCGAGUCCAAAAUUGACGGCAUCGACACAAUCACAAUUGUCAGGGCAGACUUCGGUGUCGCAUACUUCUAGGAGGCAUCUGCACGUAACUGCUCGUCGCUCUGCCCAGUACGGCACCACUUCUGCCGCCUCAACCACAACCGAAUAUCCUACAUCUCAUGAACAAAUCACAAAUCCUAUCGACACGACAAACUUCAUUGACAAUGAAUUUGUCACCUCCAAGGCAACGGAAUGGAUUGAUUUGCAUGACCCAGCAACCAACAAUCUGGUUACUCGUGUCCCUCAAAGCACAGAUGAAGAGCUCAAGGCCGCCGUUGCCUCGGCCGAGAAGGCCUUCCCCGCGUGGCGAGCUACCAGCAUCAUCGCCAGACAAGAGAUCAUGUUCAAGUUUGUCAGUUUGAUUCGUCGCGAUUGGGAUCGUCUUGCUGCCUCAAUAACCCUUGAGCAAGGCAAGACCUUUGCCGAUGCCAAGGGCGACGUUCUGCGUGGUCUCCAGGUUGCCGAGACAGCAUGCGGUAUUACUUCACAGAUUACCGGAGAUGUGCUUGAGGUUGCCAAGGAUAUGGAGACUCGCAGUUACCGAGAGCCUCUUGGUGUUGUUGCUGCUAUUUGCCCUUUUAACUUCCCUGCUAUGAUUCCCCUUUGGUGUAUUCCAGUGGCGACUAUUACCGGAAACACCAUCGUCAUCAAACCCUCUGAACGCGACCCCGGUGCCGCAAUGAUUCUGGCCGAACUUGCUCGCGAAGCCGGUUUCCCGCCUGGUGUGAUCAACAUUGUUCACGGAGCCCACAAAACCGUGAACUUCAUACUCGACGAACCCGCUAUCAAGGCUAUCUCUUUCGUCGGCGGUAACCGCGCUGGUGAAUACAUCUACACCCGCGGGAGUGCCAAUGGUAAGCGUGUACAGGCCAACUUGGGAGCCAAGAACCACGCCACCGUGCUACCAGACUGCAACAAGAACCAUGCUCUGAACGCCAUUGCCGGAGCUGCUUUUGGAGCUGCUGGUCAGCGAUGCAUGGCUCUGAGCACGUUGGUGAUGGUCGGUGAGACUAAGGAAUGGUUGCCUGAGCUUGCUGAGCGAGCAAAACAGCUUCAGGUCAAUGGAGGGUUUGAGCCUGGUGCUGAUCUCGGUCCUGUCAUUAGCCCCCAGAGCAAGAAGCGUAUCGAGGAUUUGAUUGCUUCAGCGGAAAAGGAGGGUGCUACCAUCCUUUUAGAUGGUCGGGGCUACAAGCCUGAGAAGUAUCCUAAUGGAAAUUGGAUCGCCCCUACAAUCAUCACCAACGUUACUCCAGACAUGACCUGCUACAAAGAAGAAAUCUUCGGCCCAGUCCUCGUGUGCCUAAACGUUGAUAGCCUCGACGACGCCAUCGCCCUCACAAACAAAAACGAAUACGGCAACGGAGCCGCAAUCUUCACCACUUCAGGCUCUUCCGCCUCUCGAUUCCAGAAGAACAUCGAAGCCGGUCAACUCGGUAUCAACGUCCCCAUCCCUGUCCCCCUGCCCAUGUUCUCAUUCACUGGGAACAAGAAGAGUGUUGCCGGAGGUGGUGCUAGCACCUUUUAUGGAAAGCCCGGUAUGCAGUUCUAUACGCAGCAAAAGACUGUGACAAGUUUGUGGCGUAGUGAGGAUGCUACGCAUACCCGUGCCAGUGUUGUUAUGCCUACUCAUAAAUAG